AUGGAUGGCCUCUGCAACAGAAUCGCUUUUCACAAGCCGGCUAGAAAGAGGCCCCUGUCUACGAACGCUAAACCUGGGAGCUGGGACUCUGUACGCGACUCAAGAGAACGUGAGACAAAAGUGAGGAACCCGGAAGACCUUUCUGCCGAAACCAUGUCUAAGGAUGUCGGGAACGUGGUGGAAGCCAUGUAUGGAGACCUGUCUCCUCCCAUCAUGCUGAUUGGACACAGUAUGGGCGGGGCCAUUGCUGUGCACACGGCGGCAGCCAACGCGGUGCCCAGUUUGCUGGGCUUGUGCAUGAUCGACGUGGUGGAAGGCACGGCCAUGGACGCCCUGAACAGCAUGCAGAACUUCCUUCGGAGUCGCCCGAAGACUUUCAAGUCCCUCGAGAAUGCCAUCGAGUGGAGUGUGAAAAGCGGACAGAUCCGGAAUCUGGAGUCCGCCCGAGUUUCGAUGGUCGGCCAAAAUUAGUGUGAAGGAGACGCGAGCCCUGGAGGUCCCAAAGCCAUAGUGGAGGGGAUUAUCGAAGAGGAUGAGGAAGAGGAUGAAAAUGAGGACGGAGAGUCUGUGAACAAAAGGAAGAAAGACGACGACACAGAGACCAAGAAAGAUCAGGUGUACACGUGGCGGAUCGAGCUCGCCCGGACAGAGAAGUACUGGGACGGCUGGUUCCGGGGGCUCUCCAACCUCUUCCUCAACUGCCCCGUUCCCAAGCUGCUGCUCUUGGCCGGCAAAUUCCAGAUGCAAGUUCUCCCGCAGUGUGGCCACGCGGUUCACGAGGAUGCGCCCGAUAAAUUUGAGGCCAGACCCCCUUGCUGGGGGAGAGGCAGGAAGGGGGUUAAUCGGUCGGGACUCUGGUCUGGGGGAAACCGAGGCGGCUUUUGCACAAAGAGCCUUCGAGGGGGGCUCAGUCCGGAAUGGCACCAACAGCACAGUCGCCCAGCAAAACACCAAGAAACCCCCUCAAGAUGUGAGGGGGAAGGAGCACCCCCACAAAAGGAGAAGGGUCCCAAGUCCUUUUCCACCUGUUUGGCUACGGCGGGAUUUGAAUUCGGCCCAGGCCCAGGCCUGCCCCCGGAAGCCCAUGGCGAGGAGAAAGGCGGCCGCAGAAGGGGGCCAAACGUCCUGCAGGGACAUGCCCUGAAUCCAAUCCUGAUCCACACCCCACCGGUGUCCCGGCGCCAGGUCAAAGCCACGUUUCUGGACCGUGAAAACCACGACAGGAGACCAGAGAAGAUCCCCUCUACCCAUCAGCACGGCGGACAGGCAGGGAGCUAG
Messenger RNA from Sphaerodactylus townsendi, 1278 nucleotides. RefSeq names its product protein phosphatase methylesterase 1-like. The transcript has 11 exons. Gene Ontology annotation, biological process: protein demethylation. Gene Ontology annotation, molecular function: protein methylesterase activity. NCBI's taxonomy places the organism in Eukaryota, Metazoa, Chordata, Lepidosauria, Squamata, Sphaerodactylidae. The record is from RefSeq and is a predicted model, not a curated record.